Cuscuta campestris is the source of this 1361-nucleotide messenger RNA. Lineage: Eukaryota; Viridiplantae; Streptophyta; Magnoliopsida; Solanales; Convolvulaceae. The record is from the annotation of a GenBank genome assembly.
UUCUCACAUUAUGGAAGGAACUUCUCGAACACUUCCUUACACUAUAAGAUUCGUUGGUCUUCUUGGCAGUCACUCUCUUGGUAUAAAUCCAAAGUUUAUGGCUACUGUGGUAGGUUUAGGAAGGGAAUUGAUAAGGCGAAAGAUUAAACUUGCCUGUGGACGAGGUAGUGUUGGCCUUCAAGGAGCAGUUGCUUCAACAGUCUUCACCAAUGGUGGUCUCGUUAGAGGUUUCAUUCUUGGGUACAUAGCAAUACGGCGGGUCUACGGACCUACAUAUGGCGUAGAGCACACAGUUUCCAGCAAUUACUACAAAUAUUUUGAGAUGAAUCAUGCUGUGGAAGCUUUCAUUGUUCUUCCCGGAGGAGUUGACACUAUGGAAGACAAGUUAGAGUUUGCUAAAGCUUUCCCGGGGCCAGGGGCGAUGAUGCGCAUGGUCGACAUAAGCCAACGGCUGCGCGUCAGCGAAGACGAUCAGACCAGGGGCUACGUCGAGAUCGCCGACCUCAAUGAGUCGCUGAAGGCGGCUAAGGAGCAAUUCCGACAGGCUGAGGAGCAGGCUCAGCAGCUCGCGGAAAAGGCUGCUCGCAAGGCGCGCCAGGAGGGUCGCGAUCAGGCCGUGGCCGAGUUCAUAUCCUCGGGUGCAUUCCAGGAGGAAGCCUUCGCUCGCAUGAACGAUUUGCUCAAGGCAUGGGGGCAAACUCCCGAAGGGAAGGCAUUCGCUCGCUCCGAAGUGACGUCGUGGUACAACCUCGGUUUGUUCCGAGCGCAGCAAGUACUUUCAGACAGGUUCCUCGCUGGGGAGGACUUCCCUGAGCCGUGCGACAACCCUGAUGAGUUCGACACUUCCAUCUACUACCUAAAUGGCGGGGACACAACCGGAAAGCAGACGAAUGCUGAGUGAUAUGACUUAUACUUUUUGUAUUUGAUGCCUAUAUAUAGAGCCAUACAUUCUUCAUCAUUUUCACACCAAAAUUAUCCCAUUAGUUAGAGGAGAGUUCAGAGAGUCGAGAGAAGCUGUCCGGAGAGCUUCCCGUCGCCGGAGCAAGCGGUGGUGUUCGCCGGAAGUUUCGCCGUUUUUCCGCCGGAAUCAUCGUUUCACUUCAAUGUAAGCCCGUAGAUAUAUCUAGUGACUAGAAUGUUCGUAUAGAUCGUUUCUACGCUCAUAAAUGGUUGUUUGGUUGAGUUUUGUGUUUGACAUAUGUGAAGAACCAAGAAUCAUAAACCUUGAAUUUGUUGUUAAAACUUCGAAUUGAUGCCUCUAAAAUGAUCUACGAACCUUGGAGAACAUUUCUAUAUAGUUUAAUUGAAGUUUGGUGACCAAAAAUGGAACUUGAGAAAAAUGGGUUAGAGGUUGGAGAUGA